Contarinia nasturtii (swede midge) is the source of this 911-nucleotide messenger RNA. RefSeq names its product mitochondrial cardiolipin hydrolase-like. NCBI's taxonomy places the organism in Eukaryota, Metazoa, Arthropoda, Insecta, Diptera, Cecidomyiidae. The record is from RefSeq and is a predicted model, not a curated record. Gene Ontology annotation, molecular function: RNA endonuclease activity producing 5'-phosphomonoesters, hydrolytic mechanism. Bases 194 to 844 code for a protein of 216 amino acids. The transcript is spliced from 3 exons.
AUAUUAUCAAUUGUCAAUAACUAUCACCGUGUUAUCAAAUCAAUUGCCGUACAUUAUCUUUUGUCCAUAAAUACAUUGUGUUAUUUUCUGAUCGGUUCAUUGAAAGUGCAAUAACGUUCGAAUUUUAUUCUAUUUUUAUUUAAAAAAAAUUGUAUAAAUUUUGUGUGAACCAAAACCAAAACCAAUUGACAUAAUGACAGACGACGGAGUAAAUAUUGUGCCACUUUUGAUCGGAAUAAUUGCGUUGCUUUUAUUCGUUGUGCUGUAUGAUUGGUAUAAAAAAAUGACAAUAAACCAUCAUGAAGUCUAUUUUGUGAUGAUGGGUGAACCCCAAUGUUGUAAUCCAAAUGAUGCCAAUGCCUCACCGAACAACAAUUGUCGCAAAUAUUGCAUGGGAAAAUUAUUGAAGAAAAUUAUGGAUCGCAUUAAUUCGGCAAAGCAUUCAAUUUGCAUUGCAAUGUAUAACUUUUCGAAUCAUCGGAUUGCCGACUGUGUUUUGAGGGCUCACCGACGCGGUGUUAAAGUACGACUUAUCAUCGAUAAAUCAAUGAGUGAAAGCAAUGAAAGUAAAACGCAAGCCAAAAGACUGAAAGAUGCAGGAAUACACGUGAAAGUGUCAGGAGAAGGAGAUAAAUUGAUGCACCAUAAAUUUUGUCUCAUCGAUGGAACAACAGCCAAAGGCCUUCUCUUAACUGGUUCUCUUAAUUGGACGUAUGGUGGUCUGUCGAAAAAUUGUGAAAACGUUGCAUUCAUAAACAAUCGUCGUGUCAAACAUUUAUACAGGGAUGCUUUUGAUCAUAUUUGGAAUAAAUAUUCGGUGCCAUUCUUCAGAGAACGAGCUUGAUUCAAAUAAAUGAAAUAAAUAGCACAAAAUUAACGGAUUAUAUUUUAAUAAAAUGGAACUUAUCAUA